Molecule: messenger RNA, 195 nt
Organism: Perkinsus marinus ATCC 50983
Lineage: Eukaryota; Perkinsozoa; Perkinsida; Perkinsidae
Exons: 1
Source: RefSeq, a predicted model, not a curated record
AUGUCGCCGCCUACAAAGUCUGGCAGGCCACCCAAGGAAGCUCUAGUUCCUACCGAGGCCUCAGGAGAUACUGUUGCUCCAGGCAAGCCCUCUGAGGGUGCUGCAGCUGCUGAUCAGUCCGGCGAGGCCCCUACGGUCUCUGGUGAACCAUCUCAGGAUGCGGCGGGCAUAGCCGCACUCACUAAGCCCCGUCAG